Messenger RNA from Erigeron canadensis, 1114 nucleotides. RefSeq names its product plasmodesmata-located protein 8-like. The transcript has 3 exons. Lineage: Eukaryota; Viridiplantae; Streptophyta; Magnoliopsida; Asterales; Asteraceae. Gene Ontology annotation, cellular component: plasmodesma. The coding region runs from base 131 to 949 and encodes 272 amino acids. The record is from RefSeq and is a predicted model, not a curated record.
UGCUAAACGUUAUUUUGGCGAAAUGGAGGAAUUACAAAGAUAUAUAAUUAUCAAGUGUAGCAUUUUGAAUAUUUAAAGCAAAAUACAGUCUAUCUCCUAGAAACAAAUAUGAUACAACAGUACAACAAAAAUGUUCAAAUAUCACAAACUCUCUAUAAACCUUUUGUUGUUCUUCACUUUCUUCUCUUGUUUGGUCAAAUCCCAUAACUUCAUCUACUAUGGAUGCUCUCAAGAAAAAUUCCAAGCUAACACCCCUUAUGAAACCAACCUCAACUCUCUACUACCCUUAUUUGUUUCUUCCUCGUCCGAAUCCUUAUACAAUAGUUUCGCCAUUGGAAACAACACCUCUUCAUCAGAAACCGUUGUAUAUGGAUUGUACCAAUGUCGAGGUGAUUUAAGGACACAAGAAUGCACAAAAUGUGUAGCAAGUAUAGUUUCUCAAGUAGACUUGGUUUGUCCUUACUCAUAUAGUGUUAGUAUGCAAUUAGAUGAGUGUUUAGUGAGGUUUGAGAAUUUUGAUUUUUUGGGUAAGUUGGAUACUAACUUAAGGUUUCAUAAGUGUAGCCAAAGUGUUACUCAUGAUGCGCAAUCUCUUAAACGCCGAGAUGAUGUAUUAGUUGAGUUGGGUGAAAUUGAUCAAGGGUUUAGGAUUAGUAGCUCGGGAUUGGUUCAAGGCUUUUCGCAAUGUUUAGGGGAUUUGAAUAAAAAUGAUUGUAGUUCUUGUCUCGGAGAGGCUGGCUCAAAGCUAAAAAACAUGUGUGGAUCAUCGAAGGCUGGGGACAUUUUCUUGGCGCAAUGUUAUAUGCGAUAUUGGGCUUCUGGUUACUAUGAUUCUCAUUCGAGAUCAUCUGGAGAUGACAAUGUGGGAAGAACAAUAGCCAUAAUUGUUGGCGUCGUGGGAGGCCUUGCUGCUUUUAUCGUUUUUCUUUCUUUUUGCCGAAGAUCAUGAGGUUAAUAAAGAAAUCAUGGACAUGUGGUGGCUUCUUGAAAGAGGUUGAAUGAAUGAAAAUCUAAUUGGGUCAUGACUUUUAUUGUCAAACUUGCAAAUUCUAAUGAAUUGAAGUUUAUUUCAUAAUCAAGAUCUAGUUCAUAAUAAUACUGUAACAAUUUACUA